AUGGCCGACAAACGACAAAGUCUUGCAGCUGCUUGUGAACAGGCUGCUAUUGCUCUCCGUUCAAUUCAAAGUAUAACCAGCGAAGAUGUUCAACGGAUUGCUGCAACUACGUCUAAUACUUCAGAUGCAGAAGCAGAGAAUCUAACGUCUAUCCGUGCUGAAUUGGCGCAAAGGUUUCCAAGCUAUCGCCCAUCGCCAUCAGCAUCUGGAUCUGGAAUUUCUGUUCAAGGCAAACAUAGCGAUUCAAAUAGACAAAACAAGAAAAGAACGUGGACUACUAGAACAACAACCAAAAGAGGAAGACCUAGUACAUCUAAUAUUGUCUAUAGAGAUUUAGUGAUCAUUCCCAAUCCUGAAACGAAAAAGGUCCCAACACAUAAGGCUCGUGUAGCACUUGAAAAAAAUAGACUUAUCGUGUCAGGUUUUCCCUUUGACCGAUCUUGGGAUGCUGCCACCUUAAAAUGCAACAUUGAGCUACAACUACCAAAACGUCAUGUGCUUUUUGAGUAUAUGAAGGCAUGUUAUGGAGAACUUGUCAAACCUAAGUUUGCUAAUGGAUGUUCAAUAAAUGCAGAUGCUUUGCUGAAAGUCUCUGGACAAGGUGCUGUGUAUGUUCGUUUAUUGGAAAAGCAUGCUGUGUUUGAGUUAGAUUGUAGUUCUUCUGACUCUGAUGGUGAAAGCCUUAUUCAAACUACAAUGAAUGUCUAUACAAGUCGUGCUAAUGACAACAAUUAUCAGGAGGAAUUGUCAACACCAGUCACAACACCAACUAUUAAGAGCUCUUCCUCUGAGAAUUAUCAAACACCAUUUGAAGAAUUUUUGGUGAGUGAUGGUGAGUUUGUUGCAUCUGUUGAUAUUCAGUCUGAUACAGCACCACAAGUACUUGCUACUCCUGAAGUCAUUUCUACAUCCAACCUUCCUGUGUCAUAUGCAGCACAAGAAUCGACAGAUGCUAUACAAGAAUCGACAACCAUCACACUUCACAGAUCCAAUCUUAGAAAGGAGCUUAUGUUGAUAUUUCUUGAUGAGGGCAUCUUGAAUAAGUUUGUAGUUGUAAAGAUGGUCAAUGAUCAUGGUAAUGAAGAGAAAGGUGAUGGUGAUGGAGUUUUUCGUGAUGCUCUUUCCCUUUUCUGGCAGGACGCAUACAUUAGCUUGAUGUUAGGAGAAGAUGAAAGAGUUCCGUGCAUACGACAUGAUAUGAACAGAAGCCUUUGGGAAGCUGUUGCUCGCAUUUUCUCAAAGGAUAUCUUCAAGCGAAUUAUUUUCCUGUCCAAAUAUCUCAAAGAGAUGUAUUUGGAAUCCUUUAAAAGGUACAUCUCAAGGGCAGAGGCUGAAGUUAUUGAGAAAGCACUUUCGCAAGGAUUAUCCUUGGAUGAUGAUGAUUUUAAAGAUUUCCUUACAGCCUUCGACUGCAGAAAGGUAGUCAAAGAAGAGAAUCUAUCUGAUAUUUUGAUUGAAUUGGCUCAUAAAGAGCUUGUUCAGAAGCCAAAAUAUGUUGCAGAUUGUUGGGAAACUAUCCUUUCAAAGAUUAAGAUGUUUUUUCCAACAGUUGAUACUUUGGAAAUGCAUUUCUCAAAGUUGAAACCUACAUCAGCAAAGAUUUGUAGAAUGUUUAUUGCAAAUCCAGAAAGCUCAGCAGAAUCAGAAAGUAUGUCGCAUUUGAAGAGAUAUGUUAAAGGAUUAGAUGAUUCUUUGUUACGUAAAUUUCUCAGACUUUGUACUGGUUCUGAUGUUGUCAUUGUUGAAGGUAUUAAAGUCACAUUUACAUCACUCGCUGGAGCAGGGAGAAGGCCUAUUUUUCAUGCAUGUGGCUGUGUAAUUGAACUACCUUCAACGUAUGAAGACUUCUGCGAUUUUAGGCAGGAAUUUACUAACAUCUUGAACCAGGUGGAUAUAGAAAUGGACCUGGUAUAG
Messenger RNA from Xenia sp. Carnegie-2017, 1914 nucleotides. RefSeq lists its product as uncharacterized. The transcript is spliced from 5 exons. Bases 1 to 1914 code for a protein of 637 amino acids. NCBI's taxonomy places the organism in Eukaryota, Metazoa, Cnidaria, Anthozoa, Malacalcyonacea, Xeniidae. Gene Ontology annotation, molecular function: ubiquitin-protein transferase activity. The record is from RefSeq and is a predicted model, not a curated record.